AUGGAUUAUUUAUCCAGAAAAACAAGAGCAUGGCAAUCCUGUGACUAUGAUGCUGAGAGAGACUCCCCUCGAACCUGUGAGCUGAAACUUUUGCGGGCUAGGCGAGUGGCUUACUAUGAAAGCACUGGGAUCCUUAAGACUAGUUCUCCUGGAAAUGAUAAUAAAUCAUCACUAAAAGAUUCCCCAAGAGCUCCUUUGGGUUUCAAAACAAACCUUUCAAAAAGUCAGACUUCCCCUUGGAGAGGUCGUCAGAAGUUACCUUAUUCUGCAGUCAGUGAGGAUGUGAAUACGUGUCAGCAAUUUCCCAAAGUGUCUGGUGACAAAAACAAAGACACAGAGAUGGUGGGCCAGCAAGUCCAGAGCGAAGGCAGGAGAAACAGUUGCCCUUCUGAAUUAGAUCUUUCCUUGCUUGAUAAUGUGUUGGUUCCAGAAACGCAGAAACUGAGGCAUGUGAUAAAUUGGGCCCAGAGGUUUCUGACCAAGUGCCAUGAAGGUCAAGAGCUGAAGAAUCCUCAAGAGAAUCCACCCUUUACUUCAUCUUUGCUCAACCAAAGCAAAAAAAUACAAGAUUGUUGUCAAGACACCUCUGUGAGCUCCUGCCGUCCUCCCUCACAGUCCAGAAAUGAUCACUCAUGGAUACACACAAAUUCUCAAAACAGUGUCAGCUUUUCUUCAGUCCCUACAAGGAAUUUAUCAAGGCCAUGUUUUUCUCUGGAUCUUUUAAGUUCUUUUGAGGGGACAAGGAUUCCUGGAAAUCAGUCUAGUGGAUCGCAGGAAGUUCUAUUUCAGAAGGAGAAAAGACACCCAUUGUCACCGGUUGUUGGUUUAAGGCAGCCUAGUCUUGUUCAAUCAACAAGUGCCAGACCUGAAAAUGCAUCUUCUCAACAUCAGAGUGAUCCACGAGAGACAGACAACCUUUCUGAGAUAGGCAGCAUUCAGCCACAGCCCAAAUGCAGCUGUGAAAAGAGUCUUUUUGAGAAAACCAAUGAGAAUUGGCAUGAAAAUGGUUACUUUUGGGCUCCACUAACAGACAGCUCUGAAGAUGAAGAUAUAGAUGAAUAUGAGGAAAACUGGAGAACUUUUACAAAAGGUAUUCAGCUUAGAGACUCUAAAGAGAUUUCAGGAAUUUCCCUGUCUCCCAGAAGGUCCCCUAUGUUGAAAGGCAAUAUUUUCUCCAGACGGGAGGCUGAUGUCAAUGAAAAAUCCAAAGAUGCAACUGUAAGGGAAUCUAGGGAUUUUACAUCUAGGAUUAAAGCUGAUGGCCCUUGGGAUACCAGGAGCUCAAUCCAUAUCAGCAAAAUGUCACUCAAUCAAUUUGACUCUUCUGUUCAUGAGUUUGGGAUGAGAAAAGGAGAACCACUCACUCGGGAAUUAGAUUUUGUGGUCUCCCUAACGGACCUCAGCUAUAAAAGUGGAUUGUUACCUGAGUGUGGGAAGGAGUCAGAAAAGACUUUUAUUGGUCAAACAGUAAGAGGAAGUCAGGAAGUGAGUGUUAACAGUGGAUUUGAUGUUGAUAAAAGCAAAAUCAGUGAGAGAGGUCAAAGACAAAUUAAUGAAAUGUGCCAGGGGAAUGAUUCAGUUAUUCAGAUUUCUAAACCUCAACUGAAUUCAUUAGAAGAUACCUCAGAAAAUGUUACUUUUAAGGGGUGUUCUGACUGUGCUUCAGAAUCUGAGCUCACCUCGGGCCACCACUGUGUAAUGUGCCACAAUAUAAGAGUUGAGCUGCCAUCCUCAACAGGAAUAGACUGGAACAUCACAAAGACACCCGAAGUGAUUGCUAAGGAGAUGCUAUGUGAGAGUAAGGAAAAGUUUUUCUCAAGUUACCCUGUCUCCACAGACUUGCUUGAAACUAUGUCAGAGGACUCCUCCUUGUAUGGGCAAGCAGGUGGUGGUGGUGGUGGCGAUGGCUGUAGCUUCUCUUGCGAUGAUGCUCUGUCAGAAAAAUCAGAACAGAGAGCCAGUGUGUUGGAGACAUACUUUUUUUACUUGCAUCACCUGAACAAAAUAAGGGGUUAUAAUUCAGAAGAAGGACCCUCAUCUUUCCCCAACCACUGGACUGGGUUUUUGGAAAACAAGGUCAGAAAAGGAGAUCCAGAGAAGAAAGACAUUGGUGAAGUCAGCUCCAAUGACAAGAGCAGUAUAUUUCAAGCUGGUGAUCACAGAGAAACUGCUGAGCCAGGACAGAAAAAUACCGAGCCUGACCCUGUUGAAGAAGAAACUACUGAAGAACAACUCUUUCCAAAGUCUUUGAGCAAUCUUAUUAAGGAGUCAAAGCUUUGCCCAAAAGAGAGGUCAUUUUCUGCCUCCAUAAAAGUUACCUCCAAAGCAACUGGUUAUAAGAACUUCUGUGAGAAAUCCAGUAUGGCAUGGUCUUCUCAUAAACAUGAAGAACGAGAACUAAGAUCACAAAAUAUGUCAAGACCAAGUUCAGCCAAGGCAGAAAAGAGAAAAAGCACAGAGAGCUCUCAAAGCAUUUGUCCAUCUGAUUAUAGAGUUGAGGAAAUAAAUGUAUAUCCUGCCCAAACAUCAAUGUGUCCUCUGUUUACUAAAGAUCAACAGGAGCCAAUUCAAUAUCAAAACUCAACAGGACCUUGUGGCAAAAUUUGCACAGGAUCUACCCCAAAAUACCUUUGCAAGAAUGUCUACAUAGAUUUGGAGAGACAAAUGGCAAAUAAGAAGCAUCAAGGAAACUCAGUCCUUUCCAUGUGGCAGCUUCUGCCAGAUGAAAUAUGGAUCUUCAUCUUUUCCUUUCUGUCUCAUAAGGAACUCUCUUGUAUUGCACAAGUUUGCCGCCACUUCUACCAGCUUGCCAGUGAUGACAGCUUUUGGAAGCGGAUCCAUGUUUCCGACUGCCAUUCCUUGAAUGACAACUGGCUAGUCACCUUGGGACGCCAUCAUCCACAGUCUCUCACUCUGCGCCGCUGCCAUGAUGAUAUCCAAGCCAUCACUGACCAAGGAUUGAAGCAAUUUUUUCACCAUUGUAGAGAAUCUCUCGAGGAGCUGAAUGUCACAAGCUGCAGUGGUCCCAGAUUGAAAGGAGAUAAACUUCUUCUCUAUGCAAGUACAUUUUGCAACAGGUUGACCGUAGUGGAUAUAAGUUGGAGUGGAGCUACAGAUUUGGGUGUGCUAGCUCUUGCUGAAGGAGCUUCAAGCCUUCUCGGAUUAUCUAUUAAUGGAUGCCAAAUUACAGAUAAAGCCAUCAGAGCCUUAGUUAAAAAACAUGGAAACAGCCUCAAUAAACUAGAAGUGUUUGGCUGUCAUGCUCUCACAGCCAGAUGUGUGGGCUGUCUGGCACAGUCCUGCCCCAAUCUGCAGACCUUGAACAUUGGUAGAGUCCCCAAGAUCACUGAUGCUUGCUUUGCCAAAAUACUCAGAAAUCUGAAAAAAGUAACUACUCUUAAUGUAACAGGUCUUGAAAUGGUGAGAGAUCGAAUUGUCCACCUCGUUGUGACACAUUUCUCAAAUCUGGAUUGCUUGGUCCUUAGUUCCUGCUCCCGGGUAACAGAUGUAAGCUUGCUGGAAAUUAGUACUUACCUGCGAACAAUCAGAUAUCUUGAUGUGAGUGGAUGUAAAAAGGUCACUGACUUUGGAAUCCAUGCUUUGGCAAGAGGCUGCCACCAACUUCACUAUCUUGACCUGAGUUCAACAGGGACAAGCAGAAGAGGGGUUUGUUUAUUGGCUAGCUAUUGCCAUGGCACACUGGAGUGUCUAAAACUCAGUUUCUGCAAGGAAAUCACCCUGGAUGCUAUUAAAAAGCUUUGCAAAAACUGCACACGACUGAAGAUGCUGCAUCUCUACGGCUGCCAUAUCACUCCAGACUUGAGCUCAAUAAAAGACAUUUAUAAAAGAGUAGAAGUAUUUCAUGAUGGUUCUGCCUCUACCUGUUAAUGUUUCAUGAGAAAGUGGAAUUCCAGUGAUGAUGAAUUUUAUUUUUCAUCAGGCUUCAUUGAAGAUGUAAGGUCUAAGAUCAUAGUCAUAAGAAAAUUUCCAUUUAAGGUAGAGAUUUAAAUUUUCUUUAGCUUCAUGUAGUCAAGAGACUCAGUUAUGAGCUCUUGGAGCUCAUUCCUUCAGUUAAUAAUGAUCUUUCCUACUUGGAAUCUCUUGCACUUCUUAUAUAUAAUUUCCUUGCCUAUUUAUGUAUCUCUUAUCUAAUCUGCUAGAAUAUAAGCUCCUUGGAGGUAGGGUUUCCAUUUCUUACUUUAGUUUUUAUACCCAAAACUUAGCAUGACACCUUGAUUAUAGAAUGUGCUUAAUCACUGUUUGCUGAAUUAAGAUUUUGAAUGAAGACAUUUGCAC
Sarcophilus harrisii (Tasmanian devil) is the source of this 4296-nucleotide messenger RNA. RefSeq lists its product as uncharacterized. The record is from RefSeq and is a predicted model, not a curated record. The transcript is spliced from 14 exons. The coding region runs from base 1 to 3888 and encodes 1295 amino acids. Gene Ontology annotation, biological process: SCF-dependent proteasomal ubiquitin-dependent protein catabolic process. Gene Ontology annotation, cellular component: SCF ubiquitin ligase complex. Gene Ontology annotation, molecular function: protein binding. Lineage: Eukaryota; Metazoa; Chordata; Mammalia; Dasyuromorphia; Dasyuridae.